AUGAUGUCAAAAGAGCAAGUUCUGGAACAGUGGGCGCGUUUUGUCACAGUGCGUGAACAAAACAAAGAAAAUUUUCCGUACACUAAUUGCGCCAUUUGUCACACAGAGCUCACCAUCCACCAAUAUUGCGUCCUGAACAAGUGCACACAUGUGUUUCAUAUUGAUUGUAUCACCGCCUGGUUGAAGCUCUCGUCCACCUGCCCGAUUUGUCGCAUAACGGUCGAUCAAAGGACGUUUCUCAGCAGCGGAAGAACCGUCACAAAAGAAGUGCCGCAAAUCGAAAAACGUGACCGGGAGCUGGUAAAAUGUCAUAUUCACCGAAACAUCGAUGUUUGCGAUGCUGCUGUUCGCUACUAUAUGCGUACCUGUAAAUUUCGUGGACCGAUGGAGCUUGAAGAUUAUCAAAAUAUCGUUGAUCUGUUCAAAAAGAAAGCAUCAGAGCGUUGCUGGAGUAAUGAGGUUAUCCAAUCAGAAUUGGCCAUUUACCUUCAACGCUUUAUGCGUUACCAACAGUCAGGUCUAUGCGUUGAUGCAUACUUGGGAAAACUUGAGCACGAAAUGACGCAGAAGUUUGAGGACGAGGUUGCACAACAGGAAGUCGUAGGGCUUGUACUGGAUCUUGUGAAGGCGGUUGCACAGAAAGUUGACAAUGAAGUGAUCAUGAAGAAAGAUGACCAAAAAGAUGGAGGGAAGGAAAAAGAAGAAGAAUGCACAGGUCCGAUUGAUCAGCCAACAGAUUUCAAGUUCGCCGUUCCCGAGUUGCCACUGAAAUAUUUGUGUCAGUAG
Molecule: messenger RNA, 786 nt
Organism: Caenorhabditis bovis
Lineage: Eukaryota; Metazoa; Nematoda; Chromadorea; Rhabditida; Rhabditidae
Source: the annotation of a GenBank genome assembly